CAUGCCUCUCCUUAUACGGUCCUAUUCAGGAUUCUCUGUCAGAAAAAUCCAGCACUAUGCAUAUUCUACUAUCCCUUCGCCCGUGAUUACUGUCGCUAAUGUGCCUGCGCCUCAUUGUGGCAACAUCCGAAUCCUUUCCCUCAACCGUCCUGCUUCGCGCAAUGCUAUAUCCAGGCAAUUACUCGCCGAGCUCAGUCACCAGGUGAAUAGCAUCCACCACGAAGGCGACGCAAGCGCUACAAGAGCUUUAAUAUUAGCUAGCAAUGUAGAUUCCAGCUUCUGUGCUGGCGCAGAUUUGAAGGAGAGGGCGGGGUUUACUCAAGAAGACACAAAUAAUUUCCUCUCUACUCUCCGCGGUACCCUUGCCUCCCUAUCAGCCCUCCCAAUCCCUACGAUAUCAGCACUUGCGGCACCUGCGUUCGGCGGCGGUCUUGAACUAGCUUUAGCCACACACAUGCGUAUCUUUGCGUCCACUACAACCGUUGCGCUACCAGAGACAAGGCUUGCGAUUAUACCAGGAGCUGGGGGAACUUACAGACUCCCAGCGCUGAUCGGAUUGUCACGAGCUCGAGACUUGAUACUGACAGGGCGGAAAGUUGGCGCUCCCGAGGCAUACUUUCUGGGCAUAUGUGAUAGACUGGUAGAAAUCACACCAGAGGAAGCACAGCAGGCAGGUGCUGCGCGAACAAAGGUUUUAGAUGAGGCUGUGAAGCUUGCGAGAGAUAUCUGUGAGGGUGGGCCUAUUGCCAUCAAGGCUGCACUGAAAGCUGUUGAGGGUUGUGCGUUGGGUGAGAAAGCCGAAAAUGCGGCGUAUGAUGUUGUAGUGAAGACUAAGGAUCGCGAUGAGGCAUUGCUCGCCUUCAAGGAGAAGAGGAAACCCGUGUUCAAAGGGAAAUGAAAGGAAAUGAAGAAAACAAUACUGAACCUCGAAAAUGUAACAUAUAAAUGGCCAAAAUUCUCCCAUUUUCAAUUGGAGUAUUUACACCUUGCACAAUCCCACCUCACAUC
This is a messenger RNA of Lindgomyces ingoldianus, 1008 nucleotides long. Its product is annotated as ClpP/crotonase. The annotation marks the transcript as partial. The transcript has 2 exons. Gene Ontology annotation, biological process: fatty acid beta-oxidation. Lineage: Eukaryota; Fungi; Ascomycota; Dothideomycetes; Pleosporales; Lindgomycetaceae. Gene Ontology annotation, molecular function: enoyl-CoA hydratase activity. Gene Ontology annotation, cellular component: mitochondrion. The record is from RefSeq and is a predicted model, not a curated record.